AUGCAUUACAAUAGAUAUUACACACAAAAUGAAACUAAGGAGGUAACAGAUACCUCCGAAAUUUCUGGUAUUGGAAAAUCAUUUCCAACUUUGGACGACGAAUCGGAGCGCGUUUGGGACGGAUCGGAGCGCGUUUGGGAGGGAUCGGAGCGCGUUUGGGAGGGAUCGGAGCGCGAUUCGGCCGGCUGUUGCAAAAGUGCACUGCGAGCGGAAGGACGUGUUCUCGUGAACAGAUUUGCAAUUCAUGAGCAAUGUAUGCUACUUUAA
Molecule: messenger RNA, 267 nt
Organism: Angiostrongylus costaricensis
Lineage: Eukaryota; Metazoa; Nematoda; Chromadorea; Rhabditida; Metastrongylidae
Source: the annotation of a GenBank genome assembly